Talaromyces stipitatus ATCC 10500 is the source of this 1279-nucleotide messenger RNA. RefSeq names its product mitochondrial large ribosomal subunit L49, putative. The transcript is spliced from 3 exons. Gene Ontology annotation, biological process: translation. NCBI's taxonomy places the organism in Eukaryota, Fungi, Ascomycota, Eurotiomycetes, Eurotiales, Trichocomaceae. Bases 166 to 750 code for a protein of 194 amino acids. The record is from RefSeq and is a predicted model, not a curated record. Gene Ontology annotation, cellular component: mitochondrial large ribosomal subunit; ribosome. Gene Ontology annotation, molecular function: structural constituent of ribosome.
GAUCAGAGCAUACAUCACCCAACAGCCGGUCGACAAUUCUCCCAGUCAGUACAAGGCUACUGUUUGUUCAGAGGAGACAGUGUGCUUGAGAGAGGAACGAAGGAGCAUUAAGUCAGGGAUUCGUAUCUCUGAUAACGCUGAAAAACAAGUUAUCAAAUUCCAACAAUGGCUUCCAUCACACGAUCGUUGACCACGAUGUCCACCGUACGACAUCAAUUAUCUACGGUCAAUUCGACCCGUCAAUUCUCAAUACUUCAUAAUCAUACUCAGCGUUUAUUAUCCCGAAAUGGAAUCGCAAAUCAACUAUCCCACAACCCGACAUCAUCUAGAUCACUGCUGCCAGUCCAACAAUACCGCACAUUCCUUGCAAAACUCGCCCGCAGAUUCCCGGCUAGUACCCAAUUCACGCGACCACCCAUCUCUCCAGUAGAAACUGAAGCGCCCUCGUCAACCCAAGCACAAACUGCACCACUACAGCUCACCAAUCUCCCUUAUUUCGUUAGGCGUACACCAUCCAACAAAUUACCCGUAUAUCUGGAGACGAAAGCUGGAGGAACGAAACGAUUGACUAAGAUUCAGAAGACUGAAGGUGACCUGGAAGCUUUGAAGUCAGACCUUGCUAAAGCACUGAAUUUGGAGACCGGAUCAAAGAAGCCGGAAAUUACAAUUAACUCGACGACCGGUCAUAUAAUUGUCAAGGGUUGGCGCAAAGAUGAGAUUCAAAAGUUUCUCAUCGAACGGAAUUUCUAAAUACGACAAUAUCACAAUUCGAAGUAUAACUGGGAUCGCCUCCUAAAGGACGACACACCACCCUCCUCUCCCCCUAUGUAUCAACAACUCACGUUUCUUGCCAUCCAUCACGCUCUACAUAUUUCCAAUUGCUUGUCUCUUCCUUCUCUCGGCGUUAUAUGUGCAUAUCUGCAAAUUACUUUUUUGUUCAUUGCAUAUUAACUGUAUUCUUUUCCCUCGCGAACUGACUGUACAUUUAUUGGUUGCAUCUUUUACCUCGUUCCGUCCGUUUCCGUUCUGCGAGAAUCUCUUCUUGAUGUUUACCGACUUGUCCUCUUUUGUGCGAAAAAGUUUUACUAUGGGUCUGGUUUCUGCUUCUGUAGUAUCCAGGAGGAUUAUCAAUAGGUAGUUUUAAGGAUAAUGUGUUAUUUGGAAGGUCGUUGAUGUGCCCUUCUUUGGUGAAAUGUUCCAUGUCUAUUGCUAUAUGCUUCCAAAUUUUUUGCAGUGAGUAGUAGAACCUCUGAUCAAUGAUAUUCUGAUCAUUCCUUCU